AUGGUGACGACGGAUUGGGGGCCGAUCAUCGUGGCGGUGGUGCUGUUCAUCCUGCUGUCGCCGGGGUUCCUGUUCCAGCUGCCGGCGAGGGUCAGGGUGGUGGAGUUCGGCAACAUGGGCACCAGCGCCCUCGCCAUCCUCGUCCACGCCAUCCUCUACUUCUGCAUACUCACCAUCGUGGUGGUAGCCAUCGGCGUCCAUGUAUACACGACCAAACCGGAUCCGGUAGAGUAA
Messenger RNA from Miscanthus lutarioriparius, 234 nucleotides. The record is from the annotation of a GenBank genome assembly. NCBI's taxonomy places the organism in Eukaryota, Viridiplantae, Streptophyta, Magnoliopsida, Poales, Poaceae.